This is a messenger RNA of Pelmatolapia mariae (spotted tilapia), 765 nucleotides long. Its product is annotated as GRB2-related adaptor protein 2-like. The transcript has 6 exons. Bases 1 to 765 code for a protein of 254 amino acids. NCBI's taxonomy places the organism in Eukaryota, Metazoa, Chordata, Actinopteri, Cichliformes, Cichlidae. The record is from RefSeq and is a predicted model, not a curated record. Gene Ontology annotation, biological process: regulation of MAPK cascade; signal transduction. Gene Ontology annotation, cellular component: cytoplasm; plasma membrane; nucleoplasm. Gene Ontology annotation, molecular function: phosphotyrosine residue binding; epidermal growth factor receptor binding.
AUGGAAGCCAGAGGAAAGUUUGACUUUACUGCAGUAACAGAUGAUGAGCUGGGCUUCAAACAGGGCGACAUAGUCAAGAUUAUACAUUAUGACAACAUCUGGUGUAAAGCAGAGAUGAAUGGAGAGGAGGGGCUUGUGCCACGUAACUUCCUUGACAUUCAUUUUCCAAGAUGGUUUCGGGAGGAUGCCACUCGUGGAGAUGCAGUGGAGUUUCUGAUGAACAAACACAUGGGAGAGUUUGUGAUCCGAGGGUGUCGGACCAGCCCGGGAAACUUCUGCAUUUCUGUCAAGUAUGAGCAGGGCAUGAUGCAUUACAGAUUGCUGAGGGACAAGAGAGGUCAUUACUUCCUGUGGAGGGAAAAAUUCACCUCCCUGAACAAACUGGUGGACUUCUACAAAACCAACUCAAUCUCCAAAAGCAGGAUAAUCUACCUCAACGUCAAUGGGAUCCUGGACCAAGGCGGCCCCUCCGAUGCUCAGCCAGUAAAGACCAGUCGAUACCCUAUGAGGAGCACUUACAGGAUGGAAGAACUCACUUUAGAGGCGUUCAGGGAGGGACCACCGUCUAAUGUGACCAACCAGCCAACUGCGUCUUGUUUUCGAGUGAUGGCGAUGUGCGACUUCCCUGCUAUACAAGACGACGAGCUUGGUUUCAACGCAGGAGACGUCAUCGAGGUGCUGGAUAUGUCUGAUCCUUUUUGGUGGAAAGGGAAGCUGAAAGGAAUUAUUGGACUGUUUCCUGUAAAUGCCACACGACCACUGUGA